AUGGCCAACAAGCCUGUGAAGGGUUCUGCUAAGUGGGUCAAGUCACUUUGGCUAGGCAAGGCCAAUGCCAACGAUGGACACCUUGUUGUCACGGCAGGCGGCAAACUGCUGAUCACGAGGUCAAUCCGCCGCACACCGCAAAGAUGGGAUGCCUCGCUGCAUGAUGUUAUCAAGGACUUUCCUUGGGACCACCCAGGGUUCGUAGCCGGUGGUCUUGGCAAGAUGCGCAAGCAGCGAGAGCCCAAGCCCGUCGAAGCCAUUGCAAUGCCAGAGGCUGAUGAGGUUGGUGUGCUGGGCCCCGUGAGCCCUUUGCUGACUGCCGGUGAUGAGGCGGCUACUGACCCGACGAGCCCUGAAGAGCUGCCCAGCCUGCCGGUUUCGCCAAGCGUUGAGAGUUCGAGCAGCAGUACAAGUGAUGCUGCAAGCGUCGCAAGCGCUGACCAAGCAAGUGGUGAGCAGCCUGUUGCCAUGCAAGGUGUUGAUGAUGAACCGGGGACUCUGGCCCCAAACCCGGAGCCAGAGAUGCCUAGCGCUGGCGGGGCAGGCGGGGACAGAGAUGAUCCUGACAGUGUGCAAGAGCGUCCCGCAAAGUCCGCCAGGUUGCAAGCAGUGAUGCAGACCGAAUUGUAUCACAAUGAUGCCCGAGUUGAGUUUGAUUUUGAGAAUGGCGAGCUUGAUGAGCUUGAAGGGUAUGAUUAUGGGUUGGAUGAUUACUACUUUAGUGAGGAACCAGACCUGGCCAAAGGUCCUCCCGACGAGCUGUGGCGCCCUUUUGGGCCGACUGAGCCGAUGUUGUCCACGGACGAGAUGUUCGCGAUUGACAGCGCUGCCGACGACUUCGAGAUUCGAAGGAGAUCCAGGUUCGUCGGACGCGAGUACGCGUGGCUCGACAAAGAGCGUGCCGAGUUGUUC
This is a messenger RNA of Symbiodinium sp. CCMP2456, 912 nucleotides long. The record is from the annotation of a GenBank genome assembly. Lineage: Eukaryota; Dinophyceae; Suessiales; Symbiodiniaceae.